Mastomys coucha (southern multimammate mouse) is the source of this 723-nucleotide messenger RNA. RefSeq names its product prolactin-8A9-like. Gene Ontology annotation, biological process: response to nutrient levels; mammary gland development; positive regulation of lactation. The record is from RefSeq and is a predicted model, not a curated record. The coding region runs from base 1 to 723 and encodes 240 amino acids. Gene Ontology annotation, cellular component: extracellular region. Gene Ontology annotation, molecular function: prolactin receptor binding; hormone activity. Lineage: Eukaryota; Metazoa; Chordata; Mammalia; Rodentia; Muridae. The transcript is spliced from 6 exons.
AUGCUGCCAUUGAGUCAACCUUACUUCACAGGGGCAUUCCUGCUGCUGGUGGUAUCAAACUUGAUUUUGUGGGAGAAAACUUCAUCAGUUCCUGCAUGUCAAACAGAAGGGGACGUCUGUUCAGAUCCCCUUGUGAUCACAUUUAACAAUGCCAUCCAGCGAGCUGAAGUCAUCCAAAUUCUUGCUGAGAAAUUGCAUGAAGAGUUUUAUAACAGCCCAUUCUCAUCUAGACAAUUUGCAACACUUGUUUCACGCAUGAAUAGGCAUGAUGAAGAAGUUGUCAGAGCCAGAAAUUACUGCCACUCUAACGUCACAAACCCGCCACAUCAUGGUCCUGAAUAUGAAAGUAUCAAGACAAAAAAGUAUUUAAAAAUGAUGAUCGAUUUUAUGGAUUCAUGGGUCAACCCUAUUUUCUAUAUGGUGGAGGUACUGAGUGGCAUGCAAAAUGUCCCUGAAUCUAUCUUCUCAAAAUUUCAGCUGAUAGAGCUGAAAAUAAAUGAAAUCAGUAAGGACCUUAUGUGGAUCCUUCAAAAGGUCUAUCCUAAAACAAAAUGGUGGGAUAAAGUUAUCUUUUGGGAAUAUCUUCCAGGCCUAAGAUCAACUGAAAAAAGUAAAAAGUUUUUGGCAAUGUUCAACAUUUCUCACUGCCUACGCUUUGAUGCAUUCUACAUGAAAUUUCAUCUCCAAACACUCAUGUGUCGCAUAACUGGGAAAGAGUGCUAA